CUUUGUCCGAUCGUUCUAAGAUUUAUGGAUACUAUCAAAGGACUUCUUUCCCUGUCUUUGCCUUUCCUUACUGAGUACUCAAUCUUGGAUUCAUCAAAAUGGCCCCAAUGCUUUCUUCUGUUCCACAAGUCACCGCCCCGGAAAUAGGGUUGACCACGGACAAAAACAUUGCUUUUGACUCAACCCCUUCUAAGAAAGAAGCUUCCGUUGUUGAUACAACAAUAUCACCACCUCCCGAUGGGGGACUGAAAGCAUGGACUCAAGUACUCAUGGGCCACCUCGUCCUGAUUAACACCUGGGGGUACUUGACCUCGUUCGGCUUAUUCCAGUCGUAUUACACAACCGCCCUGAAUUCGACACCUUCGGCCGUGAGUUGGAUUGGAUCUGUUCAGAUCUUUUGUGUUUACAUUAUCGGCGCUUUUUCUGGUAGGGCACUCGAUGCAGGUCAAUACCGUCCGAUCCUCAUCGUGGGAUCCCUUCUGCAACUCAUCGGCAUUUUCAUGACAUCUCUCUCCACCAAGUACUGGCAUCUUUUUCUUGCCCAAGGUGUAUGCAAAGGACUUGGGGACGGGCUGCUCUUCUGUCCUACGGUGUCGUUAGUGGCCACUUAUUUCUCGACUAAACGGGUUUUAGCCAUGUCGUGUACCGCAUCAGGGGCUGCUACUGGAGGCAUCAUCUUCCCAAUCAUCGCUCGACAGCUACUACCAACCAUCGGGUUUGGGUGGACGGUGCGGGUGAUGGGGUUUGUAGUAUUGUUCAAUGCUAUCAUCGUCGUCUCUAUUGCACGAGUACGUCUGCCACCACGCAAGACUGGACCAUUAGUUGAAUUGGCCGCAUUCCGCGAACCGUCAUAUACUUUGUUUUGCAUCGGCAUGUUCUUCAACUUGUGGGCCGUUUACUAUGCAUACUUUUACAUAAGUUCAUUCGGUAAAGACAUCAUCGGCGUCUCGUCAUCGACUUCUAUAGUCCUACUUCUUGUCAUGAACGCGAUCGGAAUACCAGGACGUCUCAUCCCCGCCCUCAUCGCCGACUACUUCCUCGGCCCCGUCAACACCAUCGUCAUCGUCUCCCUCUUCGCCGGCACCCUAUUCUUCUGCUGGGCUGCAAUCUCAAACGUCGGAUCCCUCUAUGCCUUCUGCAUCCUCUACGGUUUCUUUGGCGCAGGAAUCCAAUCCCUCUUCCCGGCCUCGUGCGUCAGUCUAACGAGCGACCCGCAAAAGAUUGGCGUAAGGACGGGCAUGGUGUUCACCGUGAUGUCGAUACCAAGUUUGACUGGGCCGCCCAUUGCUGGUGCGCUUAUCGAGUCUCGUGGUGGGAGCUUCUUGUAUGCCCAGAUGUUUGGUGGGGCCGCUUUUAUGGGCGGCAUGUUGACGUUGAUGUCUGCGAGGGUGGCGAAGACGGGUUGGGUUUGGAGGAAGAGGAUGUAGAUGAAGUGGAGAGGGGAGUGUGAAUGAUACCAGAUAGACUAUAAUAGACUUAG
Molecule: messenger RNA, 1480 nt
Organism: Aaosphaeria arxii CBS 175.79
Lineage: Eukaryota; Fungi; Ascomycota; Dothideomycetes; Pleosporales
Product: MFS general substrate transporter
Exons: 2
Coding region: 99-1427 (442 amino acids)
Biological process (GO): transmembrane transport
Cellular component (GO): fungal-type vacuole membrane
Molecular function (GO): transmembrane transporter activity
Source: RefSeq, a predicted model, not a curated record